AUGAAAAUCGUCAUCGUGGGCGGUGGCAUCUCAGGGCUGACGGCGUACCUCGCGCUGCAGAAGCACCUCCCCAAGCCCGCACCGCCGGCCCCGGACCACGAAUACACAAUCUACGAGCCCUACAAUACAUCUCCAGAGACCACAUCGCAUGAGCGAGCGCAGGGUACCACACACUCGUCGACCCUGAUCGUGGGGGGCGGUCUCGGUGUCGGCCCCAACGGGCUCCACGUGCUCCACCGGCUGGACGCAGAUCUGCUGCGCGACAUCGUGAGCAGUGGAUACAUGGUCGACCACAGCAAUCUGAAAAGCAAGCACGGUCGGCUCCUCGUCAAGCUAGAAUCAUCCGGGACAGGCGGCUGUCCCCAGGGCCCAGAUCGGAGACCUCGAAUGCACAUGCUCGCGAUCAGCCGCCAUGCGCUCUGGAGCCGUCUACGCCGCGCCGUGCCCGACACGGCGAUCGCCAAUAAGCGUGUUUCGCGGGUGGUCGCCGUCGCGGACGGGCGGAAUCGCGUCUGCUUCGACGAUGACAGUUCCCCCGUGCAUGCGGACCUGGUGAUCGGGGCCGACGGGCUGAAAAGCACGGUUAAGCAUGCGCUGUUUGCCGAGGCGGAGGCGGACCCGUAUCCCCCGCAUUACGAAGGCCUGGUCGGUGUGGGCGGCUUCAUCCCAGCAGAGAGCGUCAAACACCUCGUCGAGACGGGGUCAAUGAACUUCAUCUUCGGCGGGAACGGCUUCUUCGGCUACUUCUACGCGGAAAGUGCGAGCUCGGACCCAUAUCGUGCCUCGCCGUGCCAUGUCUCGCAGCCGGGGGAUUCAGUAGCGUGGUGGUCGACGUACGCGACCGAGAAGAGUCCUCCCCACUCCAGGAGUAUCGAUACAGAUGAUGUCACUCGACAGUUGCGAGAGCGGUACGCCAGCUGGACGGAUCCAGUGGUCCAGAGGAUCAUCCGUGAGAUCCGCGUGGAGAGCAUGUGGCCGACCUGGACCUCGCCGCAGCUGCCGACCUGGGAGCGGGACGGGGUCGUGCUCGUCGGCGAUGCUGCACAUUCGCUACCGCCGACCUCGGGGCAGGGGUCGUCGCAGGCUUUGGAGGAUGUCGAAGCUCUGGUCAUGUUCCUUGCGCAUCAGCUGCGGCGGGUGUAUGCUGAGGAAGGGCAGCAGUUUAGUGGCAGAGUGGAGAAGGAAGCCAUCAAGGUUGCUGCAAAACAGUAUGAGGCGAUGAGACGGCCGAGGGUGGAAACCAUCCUUUCGAGGGCGAAGAAUAUGCAGGACCGGAAGCGGGAUAUGGGGCUUGUGCAGGAGUAUGUGAUGUAUACGUUUAUGUGGCUCAUGGUCUUCAAAGAGCAGCAGGAGGCGUUGUUUGAAUAUGAUCUUCCAGGUGAUGUCGAGCGGGUUCUAGCGAGAGACGGGUGA
Molecule: messenger RNA, 1413 nt
Organism: Aspergillus japonicus CBS 114.51
Lineage: Eukaryota; Fungi; Ascomycota; Eurotiomycetes; Eurotiales; Aspergillaceae
Product: FAD-dependent oxidoreductase
Exons: 3
Coding region: 1-1413 (470 amino acids)
Molecular function (GO): monooxygenase activity; FAD binding
Source: RefSeq, a predicted model, not a curated record